UCAGCUUGUUAAUUAUUACAGGGGAAACAAUGAAGGCCAGUGUGCAGCAAAGUCCAGUCUGAGCGAGAAGAUCAGCAGUUUGCUCAGAGCCAUGAGCCAACUCAUCCCAGCCACCACGGAGCUGCCUGCGCUGCCAGGGGACACGGCAGCAGCCUUUGGAGUGGCAGACAUCACCGUCCUGGUUCUGUACUUCGCCUUCGUCCUCACCGUCGGGAUAUGGUCAUCGAUACGAGCAAGCCGGGGGACCAUUGGAGGCUAUUUCCUCGCUGGACGGUCCAUGACUUGGUGGCCUAUUGGGGCAUCCCUGAUGUCAAGCAAUGUGGGCAGUGGCUUAUUCAUCGGCCUGGCGGGCACUGGAGCAGCUGGGGGCCUUGCUGUUGGGGCCUUUGAGUGGAAUGCCACCUGGGCACUUCUGGCUCUUGGCUGGAUCUUUGUGCCUGUUUACAUCGCAGCAGGAGUAGUCACCAUGCCUGAGUACCUGCAGAAGAGAUUUGGAGGGCAGAGGAUACAAAUCUACAUGUCCAUACUGUCCCUGAUUCUCUACAUAUUCACCAAGAUAUCCACAGACAUUUUUUCCGGAGCAUUGUUCAUCCAAAUCUCUUUGGGCUGGAACCUCUACUUGUCCACUGUGGUCUUGCUAGCAGUGACUGCUGUCUACACCAUAGCUGGUGGUUUAACAGCUGUGAUUUACACGGACGUGCUGCAGACCGUGAUCAUGGUGCUGGGAGCUUUGGUCCUCAUGUUCAUAGGAUUUGAGAAAGUUGGCUGGUAUGAAGGACUUCAGGAGAAAUACAGCACAGCAAUACCCAAGAUCACAGUCCCAAACACGACCUGUCACCUCCCACGUGCAGAUGCCUUUCAUUUGUUCAGGGAUCCCAUCACAGGAGACAUUCCUUGGCCUGGCCUUAUAUUUGGUCUCUCUGUGCUGGCUCUUUGGUGCUGGUGCACUGACCAGGUGAUAGUCCAGAGGUCUCUCUCUGCCAAGAACCUUUCCCAUGCCAAAGGUGGAUCGGUGCUGGGAGGAUAUCUGAAAAUCUUCCCUAUGUUUUUCCUUGUCAUGCCAGGGAUGAUCAGCAGAGCUCUUUACCCAGAUGAAGUGGGCUGCGUGGACCCAGACAUAUGUAAAAGGGUUUGUGGAGCUGCAGUGGGUUGUUCCAACAUUGCCUACCCCAAACUGGUGAUUGAACUCAUGCCUGAUGGGCUCCGGGGUUUGAUGAUUGCAGUGAUGAUGGCAGCCUUGAUGAGUUCCCUCACCUCCAUUUUCAACAGCAGCAGCACUCUCUUCGUUAUAGACAUCUGGCAGCGGAUCCGCAGACAGGCUUCAGAGCAGGAGCUGAUGGUUGUGGGCAGAGUGUUUAUCCUCAUUCUUGUGGUCAUCAGUAUUCUCUGGAUCCCAAUCAUUCAAUCAGCCAACAGUGGAAAGCUCUUUGACUACAUUCAGUCCAUAACCAGCUAUCUGGCCCCACCCAUCACAGCUCUCUUCAUCCUGGCAAUCUUCUGCAAGAGGAUUAAUGAGCCUGGUGCUUUCUGGGGCCUCAUGGUUGGGCUGGCUGUUGGUCUGGUUCGGAUGAUCAUCGAGUUUAUUUAUAGCACACCAUCCUGUGGUGAGGAGGACAGAAGACCAGCUGUGCUAAAGGACUUGCACUACCUCUACUUUGCCCUCAUCCUCUGUGUCCUCUCUGCGAUUGUCAUCGUCCUUAUUAGUGUCUGCACCCCACCGAUCCCUGAAGAAAAGCUGUCAUGCCUGACUUGGUGGACCAGACACAAAAAAGCACCUGCCAUUGACCUGAAAAACUGCAAGAGUGAGGCAGCACAGAUCAAUUCAGCCAAUGGAGAGAACAACUUGGUCAACAGUGCAGAGUCAGGCGACAAGGAGGAGACAGCAGCCAAGCCUCCCUGCUGGAAAAUGGUGUAUUUGUGGUUCUGUGGUCUGUCCACCAGCCCCACGCCCACCCUGUCCCAGGAGGAGAGAGCUGCCCUGGAGCAGAGACUCACCAGCAUUGAGGAAAAGCCCCUGUGGAAGACUGUUUGCAAUGCCAAUGCUGUUCUCCUGCUGGCCAUUAAUGUCUUCCUGUGGGCAUAUUUCAGCUGAGGUGGGGUCAGGAAACAGGUGGCUUUGGUUUCUCUCACCUUCCUGUCUAAGCUGGAAGCAUCAGGUGACAGAGCCCCUGGUGAUGGUCCCUGGAGGGACCCGCUGGCACUCUGUGGCACAGCCCUUCCCUGGAGGCACUGCUUGCUGGGAAUGACUGCGGGGCUCAGUUUCACCAUAGGGUGAGACCAAGACUCAACACUGGUCCUGUCUGGGAUGUGGGCCAAGUCUGGAGGUCUGGGGUCCAGUUUAAAGGUGCAAAGCCGAGCCCAGCAAGGAGCAAAGGCUUUGGAAAGCCCAGCUAUGGCUGGGUUCUCUCUCAGGGCUGACUUUGCACUGAUGCAUUUGGGGGAAGGACUUCUGGUUUACACUGGUGUGCAGAAUGAGACUUAAACACACUCUGCAGCUUUUUUAUAUGGCUAAAAUUCAAAUAGGGUCAGUGGGGGACCACUGAAUUAGCUCAGCAGUGACAACCUUGGCUCCCCAGCAACCCCAGGAUGUGUGUUGGACCCCUUCCACCCCACCCCUCCUGCCUUGCUGGCAUCAGCAGUGGGAACAGGGAGCUUCUUCCUGCUUCCCGAGCCCCCCAUCCUGCCCACUCUGCUGUGUGACAGUGGGUCUCACAACAGCCCCAGCCUGUUUGCUCAUCAGGCUGAUGCUGCCCCUUGACAGCAUUACCAGCAAUAAAGGUGCCUUAGUAACCAAGCCAAUCCUGACUUUGGGUUAUUGUGGUGAUCUGUCCUGCACUGACACACAAAGGGCUCCCUGGGACCAAGGUGACCCGGCUGUCUCAGGGAAAAGAAAUAUCCUUCCUUGGGGCCUGAUCCAGGGCCUCGCUUUCUUGAGCAAGUUCGGGCUUCUCUGACCCAUCCUGGUGCCACCAUGUCAUGUGGCACAGCCAUAAUCUUUUAAACCAUAGAGAGACAGCAAUAACCCCUGUUAAUAUCUGUGCCUGGUGGUUAGGAUGCUCACCUGGAGAAGGCUAAAAAUUCCCACAGGCAUGUGAUCCUGCACUCCAGCAUCCGAGGGACACAUCCAGGUCACCAGGCAUGGGCUGUGCAGGGAAGAGAAAAUGAGUCAUGAUUCAUCAAGGAGAGAAGAAACAAGGCUCUGUUUCCACCUGGCUCAGGAAGCCCAGGUCAUGGUUCCACUGCUUGUCCUCAGUUUGGAUGGAGGAGACUGAAUUGGCCAUGCAGGAUGAGGUCUGUGCUGGCUUUAUGCAGGUCAGUAUAAGCAUUUGCUUAUUCUAAGAGGAAAAAGAAGAUAUCCCUUGAACAAGGGAGAUCUCAGCCCCAUCGGUUGCCCACCCAUCCCUGGGGAAGAGGAAUACAACACAGAAUUUGUUCUGCCUUUCCACUCUUCGGUUUCAAGCAGGUAGUGCCCGGAUCAGAGGGUGCCUCAGAACAUUUAGAGGAUAUCAAGUUACCAGCUGUGAUUAAGAGCUGGUAAAUGUCUAAUAAUAACAGGUAUGUUUUUAGUGCAUUUAGAAAUAUCAGGGCUCUCACCUCCUUGCCUAGAGCCCUCAGACACCCUCAGUAGCACUUGGCUCCAUGGCCUUAUUGGCUUAUUUUGGCCACACAUCUGCCAAAGCCAUGGGGAAAGCAAUGCAGGACAGGAUGAGCAAAACUGGGGCAUUUUUUUUUAAACACUUGAGAUUAUUUUUUUUCCCCCAAGAAAAAUUCAGUUUUGCAGAGAAUAGAACUGAAUUUGACUAAGUUUUUGGGUUUGGUUGGUUUUUUUGUUUUUCUUUUAAUGGCACAAACAUUUUUGAUCUUUGGUUAUAUGAUGUUGAUUUCUUCCCCUCCCCAUCUCACCUCCUGGGCCCUGGAAGAUGAAGUUUCCUUUAAAAUGCUGAUGUCUAUGUCAGUUAAAGUAAUGUUGCCUGAGAGCUGUGACUGCAUCUCUGAGCUUGGCCCUGAGAAGGAAUGGAGACAUCCGCACUGCCAGAUGCAGCCAGCUGUGCACCCCACAGGAGGAACACAUUUCAUUGGUAAAUUUAUUUGACUUACUGCUCUGCUUUGAACCACUGAAGUGAAACAAAAGGAAAAAGAAUUAUUGGGGAGGGGGAGUCUGAAAUGUUUCACUGAAAUAAACCAAAGCUGUCUCAAAAACGUCCUGACCUUUCCUUGUAUUUUCAAGGAAAGCAACGUAAUUAGCCGAAAAAAAAUAAUUUAAAACCAAAUAAAAAAGAUCUAUAAAAGAAAAAAAAAACAUUUUUCCUCCUGGUUGAAUAUUGAGGAUGGGGUGAGUUUCCUUCUCGUGUUAUUC
Molecule: messenger RNA, 4357 nt
Organism: Pseudopipra pipra
Lineage: Eukaryota; Metazoa; Chordata; Aves; Passeriformes; Pipridae
Gene: SLC5A9
Product: solute carrier family 5 member 9
Exons: 14
Coding region: 92-2092 (666 amino acids)
Biological process (GO): transmembrane transport
Cellular component (GO): plasma membrane
Molecular function (GO): D-glucose:sodium symporter activity
Source: RefSeq, a predicted model, not a curated record